GGCGGCGGCGGCGGCGUGGAGUUCCGCCGCAAGCUCCACUUUCUAUCGGCCGAGCUCCACCUUGACCCAUUCCCGCUCCUCGCCCUACACCCAGAGCUCCGCUCGGCGCCGCUCCCGCUCCUCCACGACUCCCUCCGCCUCCUCCUCUCGCACGGGCUCUCCGCGGGCGACGCCUCCCGCGUCUUCGCGGCCUUCCCGGCGCUCCUCACCUCUCCCCCGGAGGAGUCCCUGCGCUUCCUCUCCGCCGCCGCGCCGCUGCCCCCUCCGCUCCUCCGCGCCGCGGUGGUCCGCUCCCCUCGCCUCCUCGCCGCGUCCAUCCCGGACACCCUCAGCCCCGCGCUCCACUUCCUUCGCCACCGCAUCUCCCUGCGCCGGAGACCGCUCCCGCUCGCCGCCGCCCUGCUCCUCGCCUUCUCCGUCGACCGCACCCUCCUCCCCAAGCUCCUGUUCCUCGGCGAAGCCACGGGGCUCCCUGACCCCGCCGUCUGCACCAUUAUUCGCCGCGCCCCCGCCAUCCUCUCCUACGGCAUCGAGACCAACCUCACGCCCAAGCUCAAGUUCCUCGCCGAUGGCAUGGGCAAGGAUCCGGCCACAGAGCUCACCGAGUUCCCGCACUACUUCGCGUUCAGCUUGGAGGGGAGGAUCAGGCCCAGGUACGAGACCUUGAGGGUCAGGGGCGUUCAGAUGUCGAUAAAGGACAUGCUCACCAUCAGCGACGAUGAGUUCAAGGAGCGGCUCGUUGAUGCCGCACUGUCGAGGCAGAGGACGUGAACCUGCACUCAAGAAGCAGGGUAUCCGUGGUGACUGUACCGAAUCUGCUUGUGCAAAAUGGCAGCGCACUUGGUUUGGAUUCCAUCAAGAAGAUUACCCUAAUGCGCUGAAUGCCAUCAACAGGAACUUGGAAGAGUUUCAUGUGUUAAUCUGGAUUCACUAUCAACUAAAGCCCGAGGGCAAGGCUGAGAUAUAUAUGAAGGUUAUCGGGA
This is a messenger RNA of Lolium rigidum, 983 nucleotides long. RefSeq names its product transcription termination factor MTEF1, chloroplastic-like. The record is from RefSeq and is a predicted model, not a curated record. NCBI's taxonomy places the organism in Eukaryota, Viridiplantae, Streptophyta, Magnoliopsida, Poales, Poaceae. Gene Ontology annotation, biological process: regulation of DNA-templated transcription. The annotation marks the transcript as partial. The transcript has a single exon. Gene Ontology annotation, molecular function: double-stranded DNA binding.